Messenger RNA from Fundulus heteroclitus (mummichog), 5979 nucleotides. RefSeq names its product marker of proliferation Ki-67 (gene mki67). Lineage: Eukaryota; Metazoa; Chordata; Actinopteri; Cyprinodontiformes; Fundulidae. Gene Ontology annotation, biological process: regulation of mitotic nuclear division; regulation of chromosome segregation. Gene Ontology annotation, molecular function: protein binding. The record is from RefSeq and is a predicted model, not a curated record. Gene Ontology annotation, cellular component: chromosome; nucleus. The coding region runs from base 175 to 5733 and encodes 1852 amino acids. The transcript has 15 exons.
ACAACCUACCGCUGUUAAUGUACGUUAGACUCCCGGUGGAAGGGGUUGUUAGUUGUGCUUUUAGUCUGGUUAUGUUGCGGUUUUAAACUAAAAAAAUAUUUUAUAGAACUUAAGGAGGUUUAUGUUUAUGGAUAGACGGAAGACAGCGUGUCUUUGAACGGAUCUACAGGUAAAAUGCCCUUGCAUGGUAAGAUAGUGGUCAUCAAGAGGAGCGGAGAAGAUGGCACUGAGUUCCCUCUGACUGCGUCAUGUAUGUUUGGAAGGAAGGCUGAAUGUGACAUUCGUAUUCGGCUUCCUCAUGUCUCCAAGGAACACUGCAGGAUUGACCUGAAUGAAAACAAAGAGAUCAUUCUGACCAAUCUGAGCUCAGUUUAUCCGACCCGUAUCAACGGAGAGGUUCUGCAUCAGUCUGAACACCUGAAACAUGGCGAUGUCAUAACUAUUGUUGAUCGUUCUUUCAGGUUUGAGUAUGCGCCUGCGUCGACACCAAGGAAGAAGAGGACUUCUUCUGGGGCCACGUCUGAAGCCCGGAAGGUUCUUCGGCAUCAGCAAGUGGCCGACAGUGGCGUCGCUGACUCGGCACAGAAGAGGAUCUCUGAAGUGGCCACAGAUGGCGCCAACUAUGACAACAUACAGCGAUCCUUGGAGAAAACCUUGGAAAUGGAGUCCCAGGAAGAUGGGAACAACUCUCCAUUCAGCGAUCUCUAUCAAAUGAUCAAAAAGUCUCUGGAUGUGAAGACCCCCCGCAAGUCUUCUGCAAGUGUGCUUCAGACACCGUCUUCAAAGUUCUGCACUCCAAGACCCAGUUUAGAUGUCAAGAGGGGUGAAGAAGAUGUCAUUCUCACGCCCGAGAAAGAAGAAGAAGAAGAUAAACUCCCUGCAGAUCCCAAAGGUAAAGGGAGUAAAACCCCAGAAUCUGUGAAGAAGUCGAGGAAGAGCUUCCCUGCUGAGGGAUCUGGACCCACGGUGGACGAAGCUGGAAGCUCCGGAGCUCCUUUACAGCGGAGAGCAAGUUUACCUCUUCAGAAGUUCCCUGCCACAGAGGUUAUUGAGCAGGUUGCAGCUCCAACAUGCCAGUCCCCUGUCAGAAGGAGAAGCAAGCAAGCCACCCCGGGGAAAUCCGCUGUGUCCACACCACAAGUAGAGCAAGCUGGUAUUUCUCCCAAAGUGGAAAGUUCCCCAGAGAGAUCUUCUCAAAACUCAGGAUCAGCUGAAAAAGUGAAAGUGUCCCAAAAACGCAAGAACCAGGAGCUUGGGACAAACGUGUCCAUACAAGCAACCAAAAGGAAGCGUGUUUCCUUUGGAGGCCAGUUGAGCCCCGAGUUAUUUGACAAACGCCUGCCGCCUGACUCUCCGCUGCGGAAAGGGGCCGCUCCACGCAGAAGCUUGUCUCUGUAUAAACCCAAACUGUCUCUGCUCAGAAGAGCGUCUGUUAUUGGCUUGCUAAAAGAACAAAGGACACCCCCUAAGAAGCUGUUAAAGACCACUUCUCCCAAGACUUCAGUUGGGAAGGCAUCGCCAAAAUCCAGGUCUCCUUCACCUGCUAAGAAGUCUCCACUGUCCAAAUCCACUUCACCCAAAGCCACUUCUCCAAAGGCUGCGACUCCAGCUCAGAAGUCUCCUAAAUCCAGGUCCACUUCUCCAAAGGCUGCGACUCCAGCUCAGAAGUCUCCUAAAUCCAGGUCCACUUCUCCAAAGGCUGCAACUCCAGCUCAGAAGUCUCCUAAAUCCAGGUCCACUUCUCCAAAGGUUGCAACUCCAGCUCAGAAGUCUCCUAAAUCCAGGUCCACUUCUCCAAAGGCUGCGACUCCAGCUCAGAAGUCUCCUCCUAAAUCCAGGUCCACUUCUCCAAAGGCUGCAACUCCAGCUCAGAAGUCUCCUAAAUCCAGGUCCACUUCUCCAAAGGUUGCAACUCCAGCUCAGAAGUCUCCUAAAUCCAGGUCCACUUCUCCAAAGGCUGCAACUCCAGCUCAGAAGUCUCCUAAAUCCAGGUCCACUUCUCCAAAGGCUGCAACUCCAGCUCAGAAGUCUCCUCCUAAAUCCAGGUCCACUUCUCCAAAAGCUGCGACUCCAGCUCAGAAGUCUCCUAAAUCCAGGUCCACUUCUCCAAAGGCUGCAACUCCAGCUCAGAAGUCUCCUAAAUCCAGGUCCACUUCUCCAAAGGCUGCAACUCCAGCUCAGAAGUCUCCUAAAUCCAGGUCUACUUCUCCAAAGGCUGCAACUCCAGCUCAGAAGUCUCCUAAAUCCAGAGCUUGCUCUCCCAGGGCCUUGGCCAGCUUGACACCUGCUAAAACACCCUUGAAUCCAGGAAACCAAACCCCGUUUGCCCAGGGUCGCUUCUCUGUGUCACGUAUCCGGACCCCGUCUCCAACAGCAGAAGUCGUACAACAGCUGCCUUCACUUACUGUUACCCCCAAAAUCCCACUGAGGAGGAAGAGCAUGAAGAGCACGUCACGAAGGACUCCAAGUGUUGCCAAGAGUGCAGUAAAAGUUCUUCAGAGAAGAAGCGGCAUUUCACGGGCAUCAAUGAAAGUUCCAAGUUCCUGGGCAAAUAUUGUCAAAUUUGGACAAACCAAGACGUCAGUUGUUGCUCCAGCUGAAAAGAAGACGAUACAGAAAGCCCAGAAGAAGGGCGUGUCCAAACCACAGACUCCUGCCAGGAAACUAAAGGGCCACACGAGCACCGGCCAUGCAGACUCUCCUGCCACCAUCGUUGUGGGGAGAGCUCACAAAAGAACCGUCACACAUCCAACCGGGGCCGCACCAAAAGUGAUCAUUAAUGCUGCCUUGUUCAAAAAGGACAUGAAAAUGGACGAAGACCUGACAGGGCUUUCUGAGAUGUUCAAAACUCCUAUAAAUGAGAGAAGAAGGAAGUCAGUGGUAAGUGAGCGCAGUGCCAAGAAGACGCCAGCAGGGGUUCUGGGGGCUUCUAUGGUGGAACCGUCGGUGCUAAAGACUCCAGAGGAGCCAGAUGAAAUGAUUGUGUCUCCGCUGAGCGUGGCGUCUACAGUAAAGAGUCGAAGAUACAACAGUGAGGCAGUCCAGCGUCUUCUCGGCGAGGAAGUUUGUUCUGAGUCUGAGCAGCUGGGCACAGACCCAAAGGCGAGCUCUGUUCAAACCCCCAAGCAGAAACCAGAAGCACCAGUGUGCCUCACUGGAGUCAAGAGGAUCAUGAAGACCCCAAGACAAAAAGCUGAACCUCUGGAGGACAUCAGGGGAAACCUUCUGGUGACUCCCAGACAAAAAGCCCAACCACAUGAUGGCCUAACCGGGCUCAAAAGAAUCUUUAAGACUCCAAAGGUGAAAGGGGAACCUGUUGAAGACCUUCGGGGAAAACUCCUGAAGACCCCAAAAGCCAGAAAGAGCGCUGAUGUGAGCUUGGAUGGCGUUAAGGAGCUUUUCGGGACGCCUGUCCUCCAGUCCCAGAUGCUGGGUGUUACCGCUGCUGAGAAGACGAUACAGAAGAACGCAGCAGUUGAAGAGAAGGUUGGUGUGAAGAGGCUCCAGGGUGCUGCCAGACAGAAAGCAACGCCUGUAAAGGACAACUUUGGCAUCAAAAGGCUGAUGAAAUCUCCCAGACUGAGAAAUCCUCCAGUGGAAGACUUUGAGGGACUUAAGGAGCUCAUGGAGGAGCCGCUGACGUACCUGACAGAGCCGCAGACAGCCGAGUCACCAGAUGCCACAGAAAGCCACCCUCAGAGUGACGCAGACCAGCCGCAACCAGAACCAUCCCAGGAUCCCAUCCUGUCAGCACCAGCAAGAGGAAGGAGAGGAAAGAAACCCGAGGCCACAGCACCACCUGCUGGCAGACGAGCAACAAGAGAGAGGAACGCACAAGCCACUGAAAGCAGAGAUGCUGUUGCUGCGGUGGAAGAAAGUCUCCCCCAGCCGUCAAAGGUCCCCCUGAAGCCAAGGCGAGGAAGAAAUGGCAAAAUUCAAAAUGAGGCAGCAGAACCGGAGCAGGCUGCUGCUGCUGAAGAGAAGGUGUCCCCAGAACCAGCAAUGGAUGCGAGCCCAGCUGCUGAUGUUGAGAACAAAGCAAAAGAAAGCCCCGCACCUGUGCUGAAGGCCAAGCGAGGAAGAAAGCCUAAACAGCCCGUAGACCCCAUACCGCCGCAGCAGGACCUUCCUACAGAAGCAGACGGCAGCGUGCAGCCGCAGGCUUUGGCGGGCGAGAGUGCUGACUCUGCAGGUUCUGUGGAAGAUGUUGCCCAGGUUCCUGAAACCGUCAAGCUACCCGACAAAGAUGGAGAAAUGAGUGUGAGUCAGAAAAAAUCUGCCAGAGGCAAAAGAGCUAAAUCCCUGGAAUCUGAAGCAGCUGAGGAUACGCAGGAAGUUCAGAAAAGCUCCGAUGAGCCUGUUCUUGCUCCAGUCAGGGGAAGAAGAGGCAAGAAAACAGAAGCCCCCGCUGUUAAACACACCACAAGAACCAGAAAUGCUAAGGCUCACAGCGCUGCGGAUCAGCCAGCUAUGGAAGCACCAGCGAUAGCUGAGGUUUCCUCUGAGGCCGUGACAGUCCAAACGGCAGAGAGGUUCAGUGAAGAGGCAAAGGAUGCUGUACCUUCAGCACAGGAAGUGACCACCAAGCCUCUCAGGGGGAGGAGAGCUAAAGCAGCACCCAUGGAGGCAGAGAAAACUGAAGCUGAUGCUGAUGCUGGGACUGUUGGUAAACCCAGGAGAGGAAGGAAAAACCAAUCUGAUGUUAAGAAGCCAGCUGAGCUGGCAGAAGAUACCAGUCUCUCUGUGGAGACGGAGUGUCCAUCUCAGCCUCCUGUGAGGGCUAAAAGAGGAAGAAACGCUCCACAGAGAGAGGAACAACAGAUUAACACCAAGAUGACCUCACAGGAGACCUCUGACUGCCAGGAGCCGCCCAAGAAAUCCCGGAGAACAAGACAACCAGAGCAAGACCUUGUAAAACCCAUCGAUGCCGUCCAUUCAGCUGAGACCGUCCCAGAGAAGGAGCAGCUUCCUGUUGCAGAACCAGAGGGUGAACCGAGCGCUGCAGCUGCUAAGCCCAGGAGAGGAGGGCGCAAAGCAAAACCAGACGCUCUCACUGAGAAUCCUGCCAAGUCCACAGAUCUCCACGUCGAUGCCACAGAGAAACCAAAACGCAGUAGAAGAGGAGAACAGAUCGCUCAGGAAGCCAUCCCUGCUGAAGAUCCCAAACAAGAAGAAAUGCCUGUGCCAUCCCCCCAAAUCAUUAAACCCAGCAGGGCGAGAGCCGUAAGAAGUGAGGCUUCACAAGCCGCUCCAGCCAAGAGAGGACGGCGGGGUGCAGCUCCUCCAGAGGUACCCCCAGAAGAACCUGCAUCACAGGCAGAGUCUGCUCCAGAACCAGCCGCACCAACAAAAAGAGGAAAACGGGCCGCGGCAAAGCCCAAAGCAGAGGAAGAGGCUGUGGAGACCAGCGGUGAGGCAGAUUCCUCCCAAGAUUCAAAGACCAACAAAAAAUCAGUCAGGUUUAGAUUGGCCAAGGAGGCUAGUGAAACUCCCAAAGCUACGCCGGUGAAGGCCACCCGAGGCAGGAGGUCCAGAACCACAGAGCAGACCGACGCUGGCAGCAACGACGGAACAAAGGAGGCCAAAAGCUCUGAAGAGAAAAAUCUCUCCGACGUCGAGGAGCAGCCUGCCAAGAGAGGAAGAAGAGGAGCUAAGGUUGCUGAGGUGUCAGCAGAAGAUACUGCAACCAAAGCACGGCCCAAAACCCGGCGGGGGGCAACUGCAAAAAAAUAAACCGCCGGUGCAAAUAUUCUAAAUCCUCAUUACGGUUUUCCUAAAUGUUUUUGUUAAUUUUAGAUCUGAGGGCAUUGUAGAGGGUAAUUUUAUCGACUGAAAAUUAAGCACUGCUUUUGCUCUUCUGCUUCAGGAAUCUUUGUUAAAAUCCUUAUUUUUUUUGAAAGUGGAAUUGUUUCCUUUAUGGUUCUACAAAUAUUUUAUUGUUGGCUGGAAAAAAAAAAUUAAAACUUUUUUACUACAAUA